Molecule: messenger RNA, 676 nt
Organism: Malurus melanocephalus (red-backed fairy wren)
Lineage: Eukaryota; Metazoa; Chordata; Aves; Passeriformes; Maluridae
Product: transthyretin-like
Exons: 4
Coding region: 62-487 (141 amino acids)
Biological process (GO): purine nucleobase metabolic process
Molecular function (GO): thyroid hormone binding
Source: RefSeq, a predicted model, not a curated record
UAAAAAUCACAGAUCCCAGCAGCUUCUGCUUGCUGACACAGACUUCCUACUGGGAGGCAAAAUGGCUUUUCAUUCUGUAUUUCUGGUUYUCUUAGCUGGCCUGGCAUUUUGCUCUGAAGCUGCACCAUCGGAGCCUCUUUACAUAAAAGUUGUGGACGCAGUCCGAGGAAGUCCAGCUCCAAAUGUUCCAGUGAAGUUGUAUAAAGAAGUUGCAGAAGGAUCUUGGGAACUGUUAAGUUCAAAACAAACCAAUGAAAAAGGAGGCCUCCUGGAGCUUACAACUAAAGAACAAUUUGUAACAGGGUUAUACAAGCUUGAGCUUGAUACAGCUUCUUACUGGAAGAGUUUGGGYUUGAACCCCUUCCACCACCAUGCUGAUGUGGUGUUCACAGCUAAUGAUGCUGGUAAUCGGAAUUACAAAAUUGUUGUUGUCGUCAGUCCCUUCUCUUACUCAACUACAGCAGUCGUUAGCGAUCCAGUGGAGUAGAAGCUGACAUUAAGCAUGAAAAUUCAGUYGUGUAAACUGAAAUUUCCAUAAAUGAUAAGAACUUAGUAUCUGACUGUACCAACAGCUUUAGAUUUCACAGUAAAUCACUAAGUUUUUUAUUCACUUUGUUAACUUUAGGAAGAAAGUGUACUGAGUUUGCUCUUCUGAAUAAAAGUAUUCUGUAUUGCC